CUGCAUUUAAUGUUUUCAUUAGGAAACUGGGCGCAACCCAGUGAGAAGGGGGAGAGAGAAAGGGUGACUGUGGGGCAAAGACUGACAGAGGAGAGUGAGAGAGAGCGAGGGGGAAAGGAGCUUGUUAUAGACCAGUUAUAAAUCAGGAAUUCUGUGAGCACUGAAAACAUUCUGGACUCCAGGCUUCCUGUCCACCAUGACCCGCCCCUUCACCUCCACCCUUGGGCUCCUCAUGCUCCUCAUUGGCUUCGCAGUGGCAGGACCUGCUGAGUCGAACCUCCUGCCCAGGACUGUCCGGGCGAGUGCCUGUCAGGAACAUGGAUCUCUCCAUAACAGACUGGAUGUAGUCGAGAAGCGUGUGGAAGAAACCGUCAGCAAAUUGGAGACAGAGCUGGCUCUUCUGCUGGAUGCCAUUGAAUCCCCUGAGUGGAGCCCCCUGCUGGACACCAGAGGCAAACCUGAGGUGGACAUCCUGGAUGGUCAGGGAGAGAAAGGAGGCUCCUAAACCAACCAUAAACAGGAAACAGAACAAGAACUAGUGUUGGUGUAGAAAGCUACUGACUGUGUAAGUCAGUCACUUAGAGGAAGUAGGAGUGAGGAUUUACGUAACUGACAUGGACAGACUCUUAAAUAUACUUUACUUUAGUUCCAAACCUGUACUGUUGUAUUGUAUGCUACAUUGGACCUAGCAUGUCCUAUAUACAUCCUGUAAACCAAAACAAGCCCCUUUCUAGAGAGCACACAGGCUUAUGUACAAGGUGGUACAGUUGAUAGAUCUCGACACUAAUUCUUAAAUACACUCGUCUAAUCCUCCAGCACUCUUCUCCUUUUGUCUGUCUUAGCCUCUAAACCAUUUUCUCACCAAGACUGACACACAUCUUGAGGUCAAGUGUACUAUACCAUCUUCAAAACAGUGUGUUGUUAUCAAGUCUCAAAUGAACCUGUAUCUGCUGCUGUAUCACUGUGGCCCUCCUGUGGUAGUUUGCUACACAAAACAGAACAUCAUAAUAAACAAGUCAGUCUA
Hypomesus transpacificus is the source of this 1024-nucleotide messenger RNA. Its product is annotated as placenta-specific protein 9-like. The coding region runs from base 197 to 505 and encodes 102 amino acids. Lineage: Eukaryota; Metazoa; Chordata; Actinopteri; Osmeriformes; Osmeridae. The transcript is spliced from 4 exons. The record is from RefSeq and is a predicted model, not a curated record.